Molecule: messenger RNA, 3294 nt
Organism: Neltuma alba
Lineage: Eukaryota; Viridiplantae; Streptophyta; Magnoliopsida; Fabales; Fabaceae
Product: putative disease resistance protein RGA1
Exons: 1
Coding region: 73-3294 (1073 amino acids)
Molecular function (GO): ADP binding
Source: RefSeq, a predicted model, not a curated record
UCUCCUCAACUUGUUUCUAAUCAUCGAACACCAGAGAGAGAGUCUCCCUUCGAUUUGUGUAUUGGAGGAAGGAUGGCGGAACAAGUACCAUAUGGAGUGGCUACAAGUCUCAUCAACACGUUGGCUUCAUUAGCCUUCAAAGAGAUUGCUUCCAUUUAUGGGGUCGAGACUGAGAUUGAUUGGCUGGAGGAAACUGUUGGAGACAUCAAAGCUGUGCUUGCUGAUGCUGACCACAAGCACACUGAGCAAAGCAUCCAGCGCUGGAUAACCAAACUCAAACAAGUGCUUUACGAAGCAGAUGACGUGCUUGAUGAGAUCCACACUAAACAUUUGCUGCGCCAGAGGGAUGGAAAGGGAAAGGUACGUGACUUCUUCUCAUCCUCCAAUCCAAUCGCUUUUCGCUGCAAAAUUGCUUGCGAGAUUAGAAGGAUUAAAGAGCAAUUUAAUGCUGUUACUAAAAGAAUGUCGGAGUUGAAUUUAGUUGGAAGAGUUGUUGAAAUGAAGCAUGAAAAGAGGAACCGGAGGGAAACUAGUUCUUUUGUGCUCCAAGAGCGUAUGGUUGGCAGGGAGGGAAACAAGAAGCACAUAAUUGAUUUGUUGUUGAAUGAUGAUAAUAGCCAUCAAAAUGUUUCCUUGGUUGCUAUUGUCGGUAUUGGGGGUUUGGGUAAAACUGCUCUUGCCCAGUUGGUGUACAACGAUGCUGACGUGGACCGUUUCUUCCAAAAGCGAAUGUGGGUGUGUGUUUCCGAAGACUCUGAUGCAACGGCCCUUGUGAAACAGACACUCAAAUCACUACCUGGCCAAAAACAUGACGAGCAAUCAUUAGAACUACUUCAAAAUGAGCUUCAAAAAAAUUUAGCUGGCCAAAAAUUUUUGCUAGUUUUAGAUGAUAUUUGGGAUGAUUUUCCCAGAAAGUGGGAAGACUUAGAGAAUAUUUUGAUGCGUGGUGCUAAGGGUAGUAAGAUUUUGUUGACUACACGAGAUCAAGCGGUAGUCAAUAGAAUGGGUGUAAAAACGCCAUAUCUUUUGGAAGGAUUGAAUAAUGACCAAUCUUGGACUCUGUUGAAAAGGUUGGCAUUUGACGAUGAGAAAAUAAUGACCCAAAAUUUGGAGUCUAUUGGCCAAAAAAUUGCAGCAAAAUGUAAGGGCGUUCCACUGGCAAUAAGAGUGAUGGGAAGUUUGUUGCGCUCAAAAUUGCGGGAAAGUGACUGGGAAGAUCUCUUGAAAGAUGACUUUUGGAAGCUACGUGAUGAUAAUGUUUCAAUUAUACCAAUUUUAAAGUUGAGUUAUGACAGUCUGGCAAUUGAAUUAAAACAGUGUUUUGCUUAUUGUUCUAUAUAUCCAAAAGAUUGGAGAUAUAAUAAGGAUGAAUUGAUUGAUAUGUGGAUGGCACAAGGCUUCCUUGAAAACAAAGACGAGGAACAAUGUCUAGAAGACGUGGGUGAAGAGUACGUUCAUGUUUUAUUGAUGAAGUCAUUCUUGCAAGAUGUUGAGAGGGAUGAAUCAGGAGAAAUAGAAUCUUUUAAAAUGCAUGAUUUGAUGCAUGACUUGUCCCAAUCAGUUGCUAGCUCUGACCUAUACGUUGAGGGAGGAAAAAAUGGUGCAAUGUGUCCUAUACAUGCUUCUUUUGAAAAAUAUAACACCAAUCGUUCACUAAAUAUGCCGGAUCUAGGUAGAUUGAGAACGUUUCAUGAAAUGAAGAAAGAAGAUGGAAGGGAUCUACCCGAUUUAUUUGUGUUCAAACGCUUACGAAGUCUAGAUUUGUCAAACUCUAUGAUGAGAUAUUUGCCUAAAUCGAUAGGUAAAAUGAUCCAUUUGAGGCAUCUUAAUCUCUCUUCUUGUAGCCAAUUGACUUGUUUGCCGAAGAGUAUAAGUAACUUAGUCAAUUUGCAAACAUUGAUAUUGAGCGACUGUUAUAAUUUGAAAUUUCCUGGAGAUAUUAUCACAAAGUUGGUAAAGUUGCGCCGGCUUGACAUAGAAGAUUGCAAGGCCUUUGAUGAUGGAAUGCCUAUGGGGUUGGGCAAAAUGACUUGUAUGCAGAGGUUGUCACAUUUCAUAGUGGGUAAUGAUGAUAAGGAGAUAAAGAAAGCCAAAUUGAACGAAUUGAAAGAUCUUAACCUCAGAGGUAGAUUAGCCAUUAAGAAACUUGAUUCAGUAAGGGAUAUAGAGGAGGAGUCCAAGAAUGUUAAUUUGAGAACAAAGAAAAACCUCAUUUCCUUGUCCAUGGAUUGGGGAAACGACCCAAAGAUGGAAAAAAGUGAUGCCAUGCAGUUACUGGAAAAUCUUCGCCCUCAUCAAAAUUUGAGGAUGCUAGAAAUAUAUGGGUACCCGGGGGGACACCUGCCCGAUUAUUGGCUUUUGUCAUGUACAAAUCUUGUUCAACUACAGUUUUCUGGAUUCAAAGAUUGUCAAUACUUGCCAGCAUUAGAAGGCUUGGUUUCUCUCAAGACUCUUGACAUAUCGAGGAUGGAUAAAUUGGAGUGCAUAUACUAUAAAGGAUGUUCCUCAUCAGCCAACUUCUUCCCAUCUUUGGAGGAAUUAACAAUUAGCCGGUGUGGAAGUUUAAGGGGAUGGCAAAGGGAGGCAAAUGGCCAAAAUACAAGAGAUAAUGAGUGGCAUGAUUCACUGCCUCCAUUUUUACGUCUUUUAGCAUUGAGUAUUUGGGGUUGCCCACACUUAAGAUGCAUGCCUGCUUUUCCAAAUCUCGUGAGGGAUUUGGAUUUAUUCAACUCUAGCAUGAAGCCAUUGGUAGACACAUUAAGUGUGGGCACAAUUGGGCCGUCAACAUCACAUGAUAUGACUCCAUCUCUUUCCAUGCUCAAGUCUCUUCACAUUAGAGGGAUAGAAAUGGAAGCAUUACCAGAGGAAUGGAUGCAAAAUCUCUCCUCUCUUAAACAUCUCUCCAUUCGAGGAUUUUCAAGUCUGGAGAAGCCAUUUCUUCAUAUGCGGAAUCUAUCUGCUACACUCGAGGAAUUGACUAUUCAAGAACUUGGUGAUGAGGAUUAUAGCAUACAGUGCCAAGACCUUUGUUGCCUAUGUUCUCUCCAAGCAAUCACUUUUUCUUUUUGUGAUCACCUCACAGCUUUACCCGAGUGGAUUUGUGAUCUCCAGUCACUGCGUAGUAUGUGCAUUUUCUAUUGUAAAAACUUGGAGUUAUUUCCAGCAGAAAUGUCUCGCCUCACUACUUUACAAACACUAAGUGUCUACAGAGCUCCACUUCUAGAGGCCAAAUGCAAGAGAGAAACAGGAGCAGAGUGGCUAAAAAUUGCUCACAUCCCAAAUAUAUGGAUCUAA